AUGCCAAUUUCAAAAAGAAGAAAAGAAAUAAAUUUGGGAAAAGUUUCCAAACAAAAUAAAGAAGGCAAAAAAGAAUUGAUUGAAACGAUUCAAAGCUAUGUAGCAAAUUAUAAUUAUAUUUGGAGAUUAGAACCUGAAGGUAUGAGAAAUUUAUUUUUACAACAGAUCAGAGCUGAUUGGGCUCAUAAGGGAAAAACACUUAUGCAAAAGGCAAUUGGAGUUGACGAAAGUGAUGAGUUUGAAUUGAAUUUAUCAGAGUUUUCCAAAUUACUCAAAGGAGAUGGUGGCCUAUUAUUUACUAAUGAAUCAGUGGAAAGUGUCGAAGAUUAUUUUGAAAGUUUUAUUAAAAAAGAUCAUGCCAGACCUGGAAAUAUUGCCAAUGGAACAAUUAUAAUACCUGAGGGUAUAGUUCGAUAUAAUUUUGGGAGUGCUAGUAAUAAUUAUUCCAAUGGAGGAUUCCCAAUACCGGUCACAAUGUCAAAACAAUUGGAGAAAUUGGGAAUGCCAGUUGUUGUAGAAAGAGAACAUUUGGUGCUUAAAUCUGAUUAUAAAAUUUGCAAUAUUGGUGAUAAACUUAGCAUUGAGCAAGCACAUUUAUUGAAAUUAUUACAAAUUACCAUUUCAGAAUUUAAACUUAAACUUACUCAUUAUUAUGAUAAAUCAACUAAAGAAGUAAAAGUUCUUUGA
Entrophospora candida is the source of this 687-nucleotide messenger RNA. NCBI's taxonomy places the organism in Eukaryota, Fungi, Glomeromycota, Glomeromycetes, Entrophosporales, Entrophosporaceae. The record is from the annotation of a GenBank genome assembly.